AUGUCGAACUACUACCCCCAACAAUCGUACGGCCCCGGCCCGGGAACCGGCGCCCAGAACCUCCAAUUCUACCCCUCCUCAUACUCCCCCGCCGACGCCGUCUCGGGCCACGCGACCCCACAACAAGCCUCGUACGGCUACGGAGGUCAACCCUCCGCCGGACAGUUCGGCGGCAGCGCCGCCGCCGCCUUUGGCGCCCCUCCAGGCGUCUCGGGUCGCAUGGGCGAGCAGGGCGGCCUGCGCACCGGGUGGCUCGCCGCCUUCUCGACCGAAGGCUACGAUGGCGAGCCGCCCUUGCUCGAGGAGCUGGGCGUUAACUUUGGGCAUAUUCGAGCAAAGACACUCGCAGUUCUCAACCCGUUCCGUCGCAUCGACCAACACCUAAUGGACGACAGCGACCUUGCCGGCCCCCUCCUCUCCUUUCUCCUUUACGGUACCUUCCUCCUCUUCGCCGGCAAGGUCCACUUCGGCUACAUUUACGGCCUCGCCCUCCUCGGCAGCACGUCACUGCACAUCAUCCUCUCCCUCAUGACUCCGACCGACGCCCACCCUUCGGCCUCGACCCACCAGUCCGCACCCCAGUACGGCGGUCCCGUCGGCGUCGGCGGCGGGUACCCUGGCGGACCCGGCCCCGACGACCACGACCACCCCUCUCGCACCGGCCACUUCUCUGCGACCCUCACCUUCGCCCGCUCCAGCUCCGUGCUCGGCUACUGUCUCCUCCCUCUUGUCGCCACCAGUCUCUUCGGCAUCGUCAUGCCCAUGGACACCCCGCUCGGCAUCGUCCUGACCACCAUGGCCAUCUUGUGGUGCACCUAUUCGGCCUCGGCCAUGUUCUGCGCCGUUGGCCGCAUGAGGGGCAUGCGCGGGCUCGUGGCUUACCCUCUGGCACUGUUCUACGUCGGCUUCGGCAUCAUGGGAAUCUUCAGCUCUAGAGGGAGCGGCGGGUCGUUGGCCAAGGCCGCGGCCGGUCUGAAGGGAUGA
This is a messenger RNA of Colletotrichum higginsianum IMI 349063, 984 nucleotides long. Its product is annotated as Yip1 domain-containing protein. Lineage: Eukaryota; Fungi; Ascomycota; Sordariomycetes; Glomerellales; Glomerellaceae. Gene Ontology annotation, biological process: endoplasmic reticulum to Golgi vesicle-mediated transport; vesicle fusion with Golgi apparatus. The transcript is spliced from 2 exons. The record is from RefSeq and is a predicted model, not a curated record. The coding region runs from base 1 to 984 and encodes 327 amino acids. Gene Ontology annotation, cellular component: trans-Golgi network.